AAUUUCUGAUCCUUUCCUAGUAUAUACUCCAUUGCCAAUUUGCCAUAAUCUUACACAACACACACACACACACACAAUCUUAAUUUAUCAAUCAUCUUGUUUGCUUAAUGGAAUUGGGCAGCAUUCUCCAGUUCUUGGAACACAGGUCCAUUCUUGUCACUGGAGCCACUGGCUUUCUAGCAAAGAUUUUCACUGAGAAGAUAUUGAGAGUGCAACCAAAUGUCAAGAAACUCUAUCUUCUGUUGAGGGCUUCAGACACAAACUCAGCCAUGCUACGUUUCAAUAACGAGAUUAUGGGAAAAGAGUUAUUCAAUGUUUUGAAAGAGAAAAAUGGGGCAAAUUUGAGUACUCUAAUCGAAGAAAAGGUUAGAGUUGUAGCGGGAGAUAUUACAUUUGAGAAUUUGGGAGUGAAGGAUUUGUCUUUGUUGGAGGAAAUGUUGACUGAAAUUGAUGUUGUGGUUAAUCUAGCUGCAAACACCAAUUUUGAUGAAAGAUAUGAUGUGUCACUUGGACUCAACACUCAUGGAGCCAUACAUGUCUUGAACUUCUCCAAAAAAAUGAAAAAAUUGAAGAUUAUGGUACAUGUAUCAACCGCUUAUGUGUCCGGUGAACGAGAGGGACUGAUAAUGGAAAACCCUUGUGUAAUGGGAGAGACACUCAAUGGAACACAUGGACUUGACAUUGAUGUAGAGACGAAAUUGAUAGAGGAAACACUAAAACAGCUUGAUAAUUUUGAUGAAGACUCCAUCAAAUCAGCUAUGAUAGACUUAGGGCUUCAAAGAUCAAGGAAGUUUGGAUGGCCAAACACUUAUGUAUUCACCAAAGCUAUGGGAGAGAUGUUGUUGGGACAGUUGAAAGGAAACACACCUCUUGUAAUAAUUCGUCCCACAAUUGUCACUAGUACAUUCAAAGAGCCUUUCCCGGGUUGGAUCGAAGGUGUCAGGACUAUUGACAGCUUAGCUGUGGGAUAUGGAAAAGGAAAAAUCACUUGUUUUCUUGGAGACCCCACAAUUGUUGUUGAUGUGGUUCCAGCGGACAUGGUGGUGAACGCGAUCAUCGUGGCUAUGGUGGCUCAUGCCGGUCAAGCCAACGAGAACAUCUACCACAUUGGAUCAUCGGUGUCGAACCCAGUGUUAUACGCCUGGCUGCAGAGCUAUGGUCAACGCCACUUCACCUUGCAUCCAUGGAUUGACAGAAAUGGUAGCCCUGUCUUUGUUGGAAAGGUCACUAUUUUCAACACCAUGAAGAGUUUCCAAAGAUACAUGACCCUUCGUUAUUUACUUCCUUUGAAGGGGCUGCAAAUUCUGAACACGGUUUGUUGCCAUUAUUUCCAGAAGACGUACCUAGAGCAAUGCAGAAAGAUCAAGUUCGUGUUGCGAUUGAUCGACCUUUAUGCGCCCUACUUGUUCUUCAAAGCAUUCUACGAUGACAUGAACACGGAGAAACUCCGAAGAGCAACAGACAAGAGUGGUGUAGAGACGGAGAUGUUCUAUUUCGACCCAAAAAUCAUAAAUUGGGAUGAUUAUUUCAUGAACACUCACAUUCCAGGAAUAGUGCAACGAGUAUUCAGAAACUGAACGAUAAUAAUUGAAAUUGUGAUAAACAAAUUAUCUAUUUAUUCAUCCAUUACUUGUAUUGAAUCCAUCAUGCAUUUUACUUCAGAGUGUAGCAAUUUACAUAGUGUGUUAUUGAAAACCCAAUUAGUCUUUUUUGGGUCUAUUUUUAUUAUGUACGUGUGUAAGUAUUUGGGCUUUUAUAUUUGUUCCUAAUUGAAAUACAGUUUGUAUGAAA
Salvia splendens (bonfire salvia) is the source of this 1791-nucleotide messenger RNA. RefSeq names its product fatty acyl-CoA reductase 3. The record is from RefSeq and is a predicted model, not a curated record. Gene Ontology annotation, cellular component: intracellular membrane-bounded organelle. The transcript has 11 exons. Bases 108 to 1577 code for a protein of 489 amino acids. Gene Ontology annotation, molecular function: alcohol-forming very long-chain fatty acyl-CoA reductase (NADP+) activity. NCBI's taxonomy places the organism in Eukaryota, Viridiplantae, Streptophyta, Magnoliopsida, Lamiales, Lamiaceae. Gene Ontology annotation, biological process: suberin biosynthetic process; long-chain fatty-acyl-CoA metabolic process.